UCCUAACCCCCAUGGGUGUGUGUUGUGUCUCCCUUUAGAGCGGAAAAACCGGGACCUAAACACGGGGGAAUCAUAUAUCCUUUAAAAUGCAUCUGCUAUUUAUUCAAUCUAGUCUUCAGACCUCGUACAAAUAACCCCACGGUUCUCCUUGAAGAGCAGACAUAACUUUUGUAACUGAAGGAAGUGAAGAGGAAUGCUCGGGAAAGAAAACUCCCGGUUAUACGAAGAGUUCAAUGAUGAUGACGAUGAUGAUGAAGGUACCAGUGAGUCUCCAGGCUUCUUUGACGAUGCCGCUGAAGACCAGGAGCCCGAGGAGACGAACGAAGACGUCGGCGUCUCACAAGAGGAUGACAGCAGUGGAAACAGUCCUCCAGUGAGAUUCAGUAAAACCUGCCUGAAGAAUUUCUUCACGGUGUUUCUCAUCUUCAUCUACCUGCUGCUGACCGGGGUCGCCGUGUUCCUGGCCUACCAGACCAUCUCGGACUUUCUGGAGAAACUAAACCACCCUGUAAUGUCUGUCACCUACAAGGAGGUUGAGUCGUUUUCACCCCCAGGUAUUGCUCUGUACCCGGGUAAGGCUCAGCUGUUAAGCUGCAGGCAUCACAAUCAUGACUACAUCCCGCCUUUAGUGGACCCGGGCAAGCCUCAGGAGGGAGACUGUGUGAUUAAAGACGUGACUUACUUCGGGCCAUUCAGCAAUCAAACCGAGAGACGAGCUCUGGUGGUCCGCGGCCCGUCUGACGUCAGAAACAAAGAGCUGAUCUUUAUGCAGUUCAGUCAUAAUGAAACAGAAGAGGACUUCAGCGCCAUCACUUACAUGCUUUUUGCCAAGUUUAGUGACUUGAUCGAGAGUGAGAAUAAAUCCGACUUUAUGAGGGACUGUGAGCAGAACUACUCCAUGUGGACUUUCUCCGGAGGAUUCAGAACCUGGGUCAAGAUGUCGUUAGUGAGGACGUCUGGGAAAAGCAGCGAAUCUGUCGAGUUUCGCCAAGAGUCUGCUGUGGUGAAAUUCAACGACAAAAGGCCUGAAUCAGAGCAAACCAAUCAGCUCUUCUUUGCUGUGUUUGAAUGGAGGGAUCCUUUUAUGCAAGAAAUCAGACUGAUCGUGACUGCAAAUCCCUGGAACUCUAUCGCCAUUCUCUGCGGCGUCUUCAUGGCUCUCUUCAAGGCUGCUAAUUUUGCCAAACUUACAAUUCAGUGGACAAUUAAAAUGCGUAAGAGGCAUCUGAAGAAUAAAUCUCGGGAACUGAACCCAAUAAGCUGAAAUGUUCUGCAGAAAAGCAUCUGAUAAGAUCCAAAUUAUUGAGUGAGUUUUAUUUUCACUAGAAUUUUGUUUAGGUCACUGCUUUCACCAUUUUUAAUCACUGGUAAAGAUUAUAAGCACUAAAUAAUGUACACGUUUGUCAGAAAAUAACAUUUUUUAGACACAGCGAUAUGUUCUUACCGACUGCUAGAUUAAUCAUUUUAAAAGAUGGACACUUUGACAAGAACUCAGUGAAUUUUUAGUUGUGGCAUUUCAAAAGAAGAACUAUUUCUUUGUACGCACAUAGAAGAAAUCGUUUGUUGCUGAAAGUUGAGACA
This is a messenger RNA of Centropristis striata (black sea bass), 1581 nucleotides long. RefSeq names its product proton activated chloride channel 1 (gene pacc1). Lineage: Eukaryota; Metazoa; Chordata; Actinopteri; Perciformes; Serranidae. The coding region runs from base 194 to 1264 and encodes 356 amino acids. The transcript has 8 exons. The record is from RefSeq and is a predicted model, not a curated record.